Messenger RNA from Jatropha curcas, 2546 nucleotides. Its product is annotated as transcriptional regulator ATRX. NCBI's taxonomy places the organism in Eukaryota, Viridiplantae, Streptophyta, Magnoliopsida, Malpighiales, Euphorbiaceae. The record is from RefSeq and is a predicted model, not a curated record.
GAUGCCGAUGGGCCAUCUCCAUGGUUGUUCAGAUGGUCUCAAAAAAGGAGAAGCUUCCUUUUCUCAUUCCCAAAAGACCCAAAAGAUCUAUCAUCUUUCUCAUUAUUCAGUGAAGUAAAAAAGUCCCCAUUUUCUGUUCAAUUCAAUGGUGCAGUUCUCUUUCUCUGAAUAAGCUCUUUGUUUGGUACUCUUAAAUGUUUUUAAUUUGAGGUUAAUUCUAUAUCUCCUUUCUGUUAUAGGAACUGGCUUUCCAACUUCGACCUUUCUUGUGUGUCUUUUGGUUUUAGUUGUAUCUUCCAAAAAUAUGAAUAAUUCUGAUCAAGAGAAGCAAGAUCAGAGGACUAAUUCUGGCAUGGAAGAUUCCACUGCAAUGACUAUUGAAUUCCUUCGAGCACGGCUGUUGUCUGAAAGGUCUGUGUCAAAAAGUGCAAGACAAAGAGCUGAUGAACUGGCACAAAGGGUAGCAGAGUUGGAGGAACAACUAAGGUAUGUGUCUCUUCAAAGAAUGAAGGCUGAGAAGGCAACAGCAGAUGUUCUUGCUAUUCUGGAGGGUAACGGGAUUAGUGACAUUUCUGAGACGUUUGAUUCGAGCUCUGAUCAAGAUAUUCCACGUGAAUCCAAAUUGGGUAAUAUGUCCUGCAAAGAAGAAGAGGAUUCAGUCAAUUCGAAAGUGAGAAACAAUGAGUCAGAAGAACUUUCAGGUUCUGAUUUUGAUUUUUCUUCUGCACCUGGUAGAAGCUUGUCUUGGAAAGGUCGCAAGGAUAGCCCAUGUUCUCUUGAGAAAUACAAGGAUCCAUCUGUGAGAAGACGGAGUAGUUUUGCAUCUGUUGGUUCUUCUCCAAAACGCCGCACAGGCAAGUCAUGCCGCCAAAUAAGACGCAAAGAACCUAGAUAUGUAGCUGAGGAUUUCAAAGCCAGCCCAGUCAAGGUUGAUACUCUUGAAGAUGAAGUCGUCACUCCUUCAGAAGAAUUUUUAAAUGGUUCUGAUGUUAAGCGUGGGAGCUUGGAAAGUGUUGUUAAAAGGGGCGAACAAAUAUUUCAUGGCGGUUGCUUCAGAAGCAAACGAAAUGCAAGUAGUAAUGAUCUUGAUUAUAAUGUGUAUGGAGGAGACAGAGAGAUGGAAAAAGCCCUUGAACAUCAGGCACAACUGAUUGGCCAAUAUGAAGCAAUGGAAAAGGCUCAAAGAGAAUGGGAAGAAAAAUUCAGAGAAAAUAACAGUAGUACGCCGGAUUCAUGUGAUCCUGGGAACCGGUCAGAUAUCACUGAGGAAAGAUAUGAGGUCAAGGCACCAGCCACAUACCCUGCCGUGACAAUUGCCUCCCAAACUCAUGUGGUGAGCUCAGAAGUUGAAGAUUUGUCCAAUAUUCGGCCUAAUGGCUUCUUACCAUCCUCACAUGUUGAUGUGGAAAGAGAAAGCAGUAACACGGCUGUUUCCAAAUCCUCAAGUCAAGACUUUGCUUUCCCAAUGGCCAAGGGAAAGCAAAAUCAAGAGAGCACUGGCAACAACUAUCUUGCACCAUCACAUGUCCCUGAUCAUGAUUCAGUUUCAAAUGGUUCACACAAUUCCCCUGGGAGCCAAACUGUGCCUGGCAUUCCAUCAAAUCUAAAUAACGGAUUCAGCGGUAGAAAAACUUCUGGAAACCAAAAUGAACUUUAUGCAUUGGUGCCACACAAAGCAUCUGAUGGAUUGGGUGGCGUGCUGGAGGCACUUAAAGAAGCAAAGCAGUCACUACAACAGAGGAUUGACAAAUUGCCAUUAGCAGCCACAUCUGUUGGAAAAUCUGUUGAAGCCUCUUUUCCCUCUCCUGGAGAUAAAGUGCAGAUUCCUGUUGGAUGUAUUGGACUUUUCAGAUUACCUACUGAUUUUUCAGUUGAAGCUAAUGCACGAGCUGACGUCCUGAAUUCAAGUGCUCAAUUAAGUUUGGGAAACUAUUAUCCAGAUGCACGUGUUACAGCAGCUGCCAGUAAUCAAUUUAUCUCAAGCCCAUACUUCGAGAGUCGAUCUAACAUGUCAACUGAGGAUCAAUUUCUUGCCAGCCAAUAUGUUAGGAGUGGCUCAAGAAUCCCCACACAGAAGCCUUAUUUUGAUCCUUACUUGGAUACAGGUUUACCGUCUUCAAGUAGAUACACUUAUCCCAGUUAUCCCAUCAAUACCUCCUAUCCUGACUUGAUGCCUCGGAUGCCCACAAGAGAAGCAUUCUCACCAUCACUUCCAGGUAGAAUUGCUGGCAUGCCUUCUGCAAAUCAAUUCCCUUUCAUUGAUGAUAAUAUUAAACCAAACAUGUAUAGAUAAUAGCUUAUCAUUUUCUGUAGGUUUUCUGAAGUUAUUAGGUUUACCGGGGUUUCAGAAAUAGUGAUUUUGUAUUGUAACAGUAGAUGUCCUGACCCUUGAUAUAUGUAUGUAGUUGUAUCAUUUUUAUGGGGUGAAUUUUUUGUUGGGAGAUGAGAUUCGUAAAGAGAUUGAUCAUACCUGAGUUUCGUUUUCUCAUCAAUGCGUCUUGUUUCUUCCAUAUAUUCAUAAAGAAACACACUAUUAUAGCCAUGAA